Olea europaea var. sylvestris is the source of this 1400-nucleotide messenger RNA. Its product is annotated as protein argonaute 1B-like. The transcript is spliced from 12 exons. The record is from RefSeq and is a predicted model, not a curated record. Bases 1 to 1278 code for a protein of 425 amino acids. Gene Ontology annotation, biological process: regulatory ncRNA-mediated post-transcriptional gene silencing. Lineage: Eukaryota; Viridiplantae; Streptophyta; Magnoliopsida; Lamiales; Oleaceae. Gene Ontology annotation, molecular function: nucleic acid binding. Gene Ontology annotation, cellular component: cytoplasm.
AUGUUUCGAAGGAUAAAUCACUUAUGUCUUGCAGCUGACAAUCCGGAGCCUUUCUUGCCAGUUGUGAGUGGCCGCCCUGAUCGGGUGGAAAGAGUCUUAAAAUCUAGGUUUCAUGAUGUCAUGACAAAACUGCAUCCCCAUGGAAAAGACCUUGACUUGUUAAUUGUUAUUUUACCUGAUAAUAAUGGAUCUCUCUAUGGUGAUCUAAAACGGAUAUGUGAGACAGAUCUCGGCAUUGUCUCCCACUGCUGUUUGCAGAAGCAUGUUUACAAGAUGAGCACACAGUAUCUUGCCAAUGUGGCCCUGAAGAUUAAUGUGAAGUUUGGAGGGAGAAACACAGUGCUGGUUGAUGCCAUCUCUAGGCGCAUACCCCUCGUCAGUGAUCGGCCUACUAUCAUUUUUGGUGCUGAUGUUACCCAUCCCCACCCUGGCGAGGACUCUAGCCCAUCCAUUGCUGCUGUUGUUGCUUCCCAAGAUUGGCCGGAAGUUACAAAAUAUGCAGGUUUGGUCUGUGCUCAAGCCCAUAGGCAAGAGUUGAUUCAAGAUUUGUAUAAAACCUGGCAAGAUCCGGUUAGAGGGACUAUUACUGGUGGCAUGAUCAAAGAACUGCUUAUUUCUUUCCGUAGAGCAACUGGACAGAAGCCACAACGAAUUAUCUUCUACAGGGACAGUGUCAGUGAAGGGCAGUUUUAUCAAGUGUUGCUUUAUGAACUCGAUGCAAUCCGUAAGGCAUGUGCAUCUUUGGAACCAAACUAUCAGCCCACUGUUACUUUUGUUGUGGUUCAGAAACGUCAUCAUACUAGGUUGUUUCCCAAUAACCAUAACGACAGGCGUGCAGUUGAUCGAAGUGGAAAUAUACUCCCCGGCACUGUCGUAGAUUCUAAGAUCUGCCACCCUACCGAGUUCGACUUCUACCUCUGUAGCCACGCUGGGAUACAGGGUACAAGCCGGCCAGCUCAUUACCAUGUCCUAUGGGAUGAAAACAAAUUCAAUGCUGAUGCUCUUCAGUCACUUACCAAUAACCUUUGCUACACAUAUGCGAGGUGCACACGCUCUGUUUCCAUUGUGUCUCCUGCAUAUUAUGCCCAUUUGGCUGCUUUUCGUGCACGCUUCUACAUGGAGCCGGAUACAUCGGACAGCGGGUCAAUGACAAGUGGGGCUGCUGGUCAAGGUGCUGGUCCAGGGCCAAGGAGUACAAGGUCAGCUGCAGCACAUGCUGCUGUUAGACCCCUGCCUCAGCUUAGAGAUAAUGUGAAGAGGGUCAUGUUCUAUUGUUAAGCGCGUUCUCAACGUUGAUGAUGCUUUGUUAUUAAUUUGUUUGUCGAACUGAAUUAUUUAACCAACUGAAUCUCUGAAACAUGAUUUGUAUCUUCUGUUGAAUUUGGUUGUGUUGCAUUGAA